AUCCAUAGAUUAGGGCAUAAUGCAUUUUAAAUUGACUGAUUUCCUUCUAUGAACUGUAACUCAUUCAAAUGUUGCGUUUGUGUUGUUCAGUAUACAUGCAGGUAUUGUGACCUUUCUGGCUGGGGGUGGAAGCAAAGCUUGUAGUUUACUGGCUAAUGCCUGGCUACUGUAGCUAACGUUACUCUCAAAAGAAAAGUUGCUGAUGGGAGCUGGGUAGCUGCGGUGUCAGAGAUAACAGACACACAAACAGCAAGAGGGAAGAUGAGUCAACGUGAGCAGCAUGAUAAAGUCCCAGCAUACCUCAAAGAUGAGCCUCCAGCAGACAGCAACAAGGAUCACCCAGCGCCCCAGCCAGGCAUGUUCUCCAGAGUGACCGGCGGCCUCUUCAGUGUCACUAAAGGUGCCGUGGGAGCCACUGUGGGUGGGGUUGCCUGGAUAGGAGGGAAGAGCUUCGACUUGACCAAGACCGCUGUCACCUCGGUGGCCGCUGUACCCGGCAUCGGGGUGGGGCUGGUGAAAGGAGGGGUGUGUGCUGUAGCAGGAGGCGUUUCUGCAGUAGGCUCAGCAGUAGCCAGUAAAGUUCCUAUUGGAGGGGGCAAGAAAAAGGACAAGUCUGAUUGAGGAGUGGAGGAAGACGGUGCAUUUUGGGUAUUGUGCAUGUCGUGUCUGAUCCGCCUACAGUCUGGAGGGCUACGGAGCAAUCCAACAAUGUCGUGUGUAUUCACUUUUCAUGGAGGGCUCGACACUCUGAUUCGCGAGUGUCUAUGGACCACUCCCAUAUUAUAUGGCCUGGCCACUGAGGGCGAGAUUAAAUAAGGGGUUUUCUGUUCAGCAGUGCAGGGGCCACCCCACCCAUCUUUGUCUGUAAUAUAAACCAGUGCCUCAAACUGAAAUAUGAAAUGACUGACUGAAUGUUGUAUUUACUGUAGAUAGAAGCCAACCAAGAAAACAUUAAGCCUAUUUUAUUGCGUAAUAUUUGUUCCAUCUCUCAGCCACCAUUGAAGAAACAUGCCGUGAACAUAUACCAUGUUUAGGCUCUGUUCAUGUUCAUUGCUGUGUUUGUUGAAAACUUGAACGUCACCUGACAGUCAGACAAUCCGUGAUCAAUGACUAGCCCGGCACCUCUGACAGAAAAUAAAGAGGAUCUCGUGGGGGGGGGGGGUUGGUACUGGGCCUGCACAGGGGGGUUUACCACCGUGAUCCCUGGGCUGUGGCGGGGUUCAGAUUGAAGAAGCCAGCACCGGGCUGUUCCAACAACCGAGGCAGCGCCUUGUUGCAAAAAGCGUCGGUAAUGGCGGGGAGUUGAUGGCUCCACUCCAUCUCUCUGAUUGAUUCUGUUUCUGAGAUUACUGACUCUGCUUCUGGGGCCCAGCAGCCCAGCUUUGGUGCCCUCUCCCACAACAACACUCAUCACUCUCCCUCUGCUCCCUGAGAAUUACUGUGGCACUCUGGGAUUUUAAUGCUGCCUGCCAGGGCUAUGGGGGACUAAACACUCUGCUCAGGAAGUCAAUGUUCCUGGCUAUAUGUUUAUGCUUGUGGAAAUUGUUUUCAUUUUUCCCUUCUGCUGUUAAGUAUAUGAUUUGAAUCUCAAACUCCCCGUUCCUGAUGUGAUGGGGAUUUUUUUUCAUCCACCAGGGAAAUUCUCUAAAGGGGACAUGUUCCAUUUAAAAGGUUUCUUCUGAGAGUUCUCUCUGGUGUGAGUAAUGUACUCAUGUUUUUCAAUGACAGUAGUUUUAGGAUGCGUUUACCCUUUAAAGGUAUGGAAUUCAUGUUUUCACUGAUGAUGCGCUGAAUCACAGAGCUCUGUCACUGCCCUUUCUGUUGCUUUCUUUUGUUCUUUCACUAUUGUACACAGUGUAUGUGGACUACAAUCUGGUAGGAUCAAGGUGCCUUAUUCCAACACGAUAGCCUGAACAACAGUAACAUAUUCCUUUUUGAUCCUACCAGAUUGUAGUCCACAUACACUGCGUGUACAAUACAUCAAGGACACCUGCUCUUUCCUUGACAUAGCUUUCACCUGGUCAGGCUAUGAUCCCUUAUUGAUGUCACCUGUUAAAUCCACUUCAAUCAAUGUAGAGGAAGGGGAGGAGCCGGGUUAAAGAAGUGUUUUUUUUUAAAGCCUUGAGACAAUUGAGACUUGGAUAGUGUAUGUGUGCCACUCAGAGGGUGAAUGGGCAAGACCUGUUUUAAGUGCCUUUGAACAGGGUAUGGUAGUAGGUGCAAGGUGUACCGGUUUGUCAAGAAAUGCAAAGGACAUCCAGCCAACUUGACACACCUGUGGGAAGCAUUAGAGUCAACAUGGGCCUGCAUCCCUGUAGAGCACUUUCGACACCUUGUAGUGUCCAUGCCCCUACAAGGUUGUUUUUAGGGCAAAGGGGGGUGCGCAACUCAAUAUUAGGAAGUUGUCCUUAAUGUUUUGUCUACACAGUGUAUUGUACUACUGGCAAAAAAAUAACUAGGCUAUUUUAGCAUUAUACAUUUAAGGCGUUGCCUAAUGUUAUAGCUAUUAGAAAUACAAUGUAUUCAUAUUUUUAAUAUAGUGCUCUAUCAAAGGAUUUCACUAUUAAUCAGUGGAUUCUUUAAAAGUGGAGUGCACUGUGCCACAAAACAUUGGUGUGUAGGCUACACCUUUAACAUCACAUGGAUAUUUAUUUUGUUCAGGAUUUGUCUCCUUCAUAAAUCGCCUUUCCAGUUUUCACCUCAAUAUUUCAUGAACCUUUCAUUCAUUCCACGCGUUGACUGUUGGAUACAGGAGUUAAGGCUGAGGGAUUUCAGACUGAUCCUUCUACCAUUUAAGGGAUUUCCUCUUGCGUUUCCUGUCAAUGUGCUGAAGGUGGAAUUGAACUUGUAUUUCAAUAUCAUUUUAUAAUAAAUAAAUCAGCCUUUUUCAUCAGA
This is a messenger RNA of Oncorhynchus nerka (sockeye salmon), 2895 nucleotides long. Its product is annotated as transmembrane protein 263. The transcript is spliced from 3 exons. Bases 262 to 621 code for a protein of 119 amino acids. NCBI's taxonomy places the organism in Eukaryota, Metazoa, Chordata, Actinopteri, Salmoniformes, Salmonidae. The record is from RefSeq and is a predicted model, not a curated record.